AGUAAGUUUGAUUAUCAUUAUUUUCCUCAUUGGUGGUUCAUCGUUGGCGGCGUUAAAGCGCACGCGUUGGGCUUUUGUCUUAACCUGUUGUAUCAUGGAAAUCUUAGUAUAUAUAUAAUACUUCUCGGCUCCUCUCCUACUCCAAUUCAUCGCGUCAGCAAAUAUUUUUUUUCAUUCUCGUUUGUUGUCGUCUGUGUGCUUCGGCAAGUACGCUGCAUCGUCCCACACCACACUUCCCAACGCUUUGUGCUUGUUGUUGUGGUUGCGGUGCCGCUCUGCAGAGGAGGGUUGAUCUGCCGUCGACACCGAGAAGGAGAGCAAAACCGCCCUCUCUCUCUCGUAGACGGUGGUAGCACGAAGAAAGAAGAAGCAAAGGACGGGCUGAUAGUGGUCAUUACUCAUUUGGGCUUUGAACGAGUACCCUAACGCCGGCGCUCCGUAUUUGCGAGUGAAGAGGCGGAAAGAUCUGCAACUACGCAUCUUCACACACACACACACACACACACACACACUAUCUCUCUCUUCGUGUUUCACACGCAUGGCGUACAAUCCUUACUACAAUCCGCCGCAGGCCCCGUCGGGCACGGAUGGCGGCUACUACGGCGCAGCCCCGGCAGACACCGGCGCCAACGCAGGCUACGGCGGCUACACCGCCGCCUCCUCCACACACGGUGCCGCCGGCGCAGGAGACUAUCCACCUCAAAAUCCAUACGGCGCUACUCCCCAACAACAGCAGCAGGACGGGUACCAGAGUAGUGGUGCGGUAGUGACGGCUCCCGCUGCAGCCGGCUAUGACCCCUACGGUCAGGCCGUUGCGUACGGCAACGGCGGCAACAACGGUUACGGACAGCAACAGCAGCAAGGCCACUACACCGGCCAGCCCCAGCCGUCUCAGCAGCAGUCCUUUCCGAUGCAGGGCAGCUUCCACUACGGCGGUGGCAGCGGCUCCCCGCCCGCCAGCAGCAGCAGCAACAUGGCGGGCCCGGCCAGUCCCCCGCCGCCGGCCCCGCCAGCCCCCAACGCGACCGACGAGAACGGUCUGCGCUGGACCUGGUCGUGCUACCCGACCACCGUCAAGCCAAAGCAGAAGGAAGCCUCGUCCGCGGCGACGGUGGCGCUGCCGGAGAUGGUGCUCCCGCUGAGCUGCAUGUACACCCCGCUCUGCCCGAUGGAGCCGAGCCACAUGGUGCUCGGGGCGGCGGUGGAGGAGCUGUGCUGCAAGAACUGCGGCGCCUUCUGCAACGUGCACAGCCAGCGCGUAGAAGGCCAGUACUGGGUCUGUCUCUCCUGCAAGCGUCGCAGCACCUUUUCGGCGAGGUCGGCGAUAACGGAGCGGCAUCCUGCCCUCCAGUACGAAACGGUGGAGUACGUGCUGCCGCCUGCGCAGCCGCAGCUGUCGCAGUACAUCGACACCCGCGCCCCUGCGUUCAUCUUCGUGGUAGACACGUGCAUCCCGUCUGGUGAGAUGGCCUCCCUGCGGACGAGCCUGCUGGAGUCGCUGCAGCAGCUGCCGCGCAACACCCUCGUGGGACUCAUCUCCUUCGGCGCCACCGUCGCUGUCUGGGAGCUCGACCCAGGGAGCAGCGGCAGCAGCAGCGGCAAAAGCCACACAGUCCCCUCCCCGAUGCGGAAGUGCUACCUACUGCGCGGCAACACGGCGAACACGCCCGAGGCGCUGCAGGCGAUGUUGCAGGUGUCGGCCGCCCACCCGGUGCGUGGACGCCUGCUGGCCCCGCUGCACGCGGUGGAGGCGACGCUCGUCUCGCUGAUCGCGGAGCUGGAGGAGGACGGCGCGGCGGUGCCGGCGUCAAAGCGGCCGCUGCGGGCGACGUCGACGGCGGUGGAGGUCGCGACGUACCUUAUGGAGGCCCUUGCCCCGCCCCACCUCUCGCCGCAGCAGCUGCAGACGUUGUACGGCAACGACAGCAAGGCCGCCGCCACGGCCGCCGCGGCGAUUGCCAGCGCCACCGUGAAGAUGGGGAAGAUCCUUCUCUUUACAGGCGGCCCCUGCACGCGAGGACCCGGGGCGGUGACCAGCACGGAUAAGGCCGACAUGAUGCGCUUCCAUCGUGACAUCAUCGAGGGCGACACGCCCUACUACGCCGCGGCCUUCAACUUUUACAACUCGCUGGAGCCGCGCCUGACGGCUGCGAACGCCUGCCUUGACGUUUUUGCGCAGUCGCUCGAUCAGGUCGGGGUGAUGGAGAUGCGCCGCUGCAUCGACAACACCGGCGGCAGCUUAAUCGUGGAGGACGAGACGACGGAUGUGAUGUUCUUAGAAUCGCUCACACGGUACUGGCAGCGGUGUGAUCUGCGCGCCGGCGUCGGCACGGCUGCUCCACAGCAACAAAGGGCGGACAACCAAGCCGUGGCAUCGUCGUCGCUGCCGAGCGCAGACGAGGACUACGCUGCACACUGCGGCUUUGGGGUGCGUAUCGAGGUGAACACGUCCUCCGGCACGUUGCUGCGCGGUGCUCUGGGGCCCUGCAACGUGGACGUGGAAGCAAACAAAAGGCUUCCUGCUCGGCAGGCCUCUCCGCUGGAGAUCGGCGUCGGCGGCACCACGCGUUGGUGCGUCAGCUCCCUCGAUCAAGGCAUGACGCUGGCGUUUGUGUUUGACACGGCGACCGCCGACGGCAAACCGGGCAGCGAGAGCACGCACGAGAAGCGCUUCAUCCAGUUCGUGACGCGCUACACAACGCCGCGUGGGGAGCAGCGGGUGCGGGUCACGAGCGUCAUGCAGCCCGUGGCGCCGUCGAACGCAGCACCCGACUACUUUACGCAGGCCGGCGCGUUUGACCAGACGUGUGCGGCGACACUCAUGGCGCGUCUGGCCGUCAGCAUCUUAGAAAAGCACCCAGGCAAGUGGGAUGACGCGAAGCGCUGGCUGGACACGCUGUUGGUGCGCUUCGUCCGCCGCUACUCCACCUUCACGCCGAACCAGCCGAACACCCUGCAGCUGCACCCGUGCCUCUCACUCUUCCCAUCCUUCAUGUACAACCUGCGCCGGUCCGAGUACUUCAUGGUGCUGAACAUCUCCCCCGACGAGACCACCUUCAAGCGCCACUGGCUGAUGCGGGAGUCGGUCGACAACUGCAUGUUGAUGAUUCAGCCCACCCUGGACUCCUACGACAUCGAGCACCCGUACGCGACGGCCGUGCAGCUCGACAGCAGCAGCCUGCGGCACGACAACAUUGUGCUGAUGGACGCGUACUUCAACGUACACAUUAUGUGGGGCAGCAUGAUUUAUCAGUGGAUCGAAGCGGGCUACCACGAGAACCCCAACUACGCGAACUUCGCGGAGCUGCUUGAGGCGGCGGAGCAGGAUGCGCAAACAAUUCUGACGUACCGCUACCCCUACCCGCGCUUCUCUCGCACCGAUGCGGACGGCUCCGAGGCACGGCACAUCAAGACGCGCGUGAACCCGGCGACGACGUACCAAAACUCCGGCCUGCAGUACGGUGCGGGGCCGAACGGUGCGGUGGAGCAGGCGGACGUGAUUUACACAGACGACGCGUCCAUCUUGACCUUCAUGACCUCGCUGAAGAAGGCAGUGGUGACGGCAGAUGCGGAUAUGAAGUCGUAA
Molecule: messenger RNA, 3586 nt
Organism: Leptomonas pyrrhocoris
Lineage: Eukaryota; Euglenozoa; Kinetoplastea; Trypanosomatida; Trypanosomatidae
Product: putative Protein transport protein Sec23
Exons: 1
Coding region: 539-3586 (1015 amino acids)
Biological process (GO): COPII-coated vesicle cargo loading; endoplasmic reticulum to Golgi vesicle-mediated transport; intracellular protein transport
Cellular component (GO): endoplasmic reticulum exit site; COPII vesicle coat
Molecular function (GO): zinc ion binding; GTPase activator activity
Source: RefSeq, a predicted model, not a curated record